Molecule: messenger RNA, 2959 nt
Organism: Pseudo-nitzschia multistriata
Lineage: Eukaryota; Bacillariophyta; Bacillariophyceae; Bacillariales; Bacillariaceae
Source: the annotation of a GenBank genome assembly
CUAGAGGAAUAUGGUACGUGAUGGAAUAUUGACCAUCAAAAUGAAGGUUUCUGUGUUGAGAAUGCGCCCACUUAGAAAGAGUCGGUAGUUUCGGUGUCAUAUGUCUAACAAAAUCUGAUGUUGCUUCUUGCCCGAUUCGACGCUGAUUUGAUAAAAUAGAAGUCGAUACUUUCAACCGGAAAAAACAAAAAAGUCGCUACGCGAGUCUUCGGAGAUAAUGUUUUCAAUGAAACGGACGUUAGUCUCUGUUACUCACCAUCGCCUGGACCUGCUGAAAAUACCAUAACCUUCGUCGGCGGUAAAACGAAAGGAAAUUCCAGCCUGAUCAAAAGUAGCAUACUAGAGGAUAGCGAAUUGACGUCACAAUCUACUCCAUCACCAACUGUCCUAUUUCAACCCGAUCCCUCGGUGGAUCACCUGUCCUCUGCAAACACGCCUUCAGAAAAGAGAGUUUCUUUUUCACAGGAUGACAAGGAGAAUGUAAAUCUUUCAUUAAGUAGGGGCGCUUCUAGUGMAAGUAAAGCUGCAUCUCGUAAUUCGUUUCGCAAUGCCGAGCUAAAUCGUCUUCGUGCGAGCAAGACAAAGUCUCCUCUGCGACGCAAUUUAGURAAAAUGACAGAGGCAACUAUUAAUGAUGUGACAACAAGUAUCGAAAGAUCAGCAUUAAAAAAGAAGAAACAAAAUUUGWUUCCGUCGUCAUCCAUGUACAAAUCCAUAGAUGCCGGUCGAAACGCAAGAAAGAAAGUUGUCAACAAGAAAAAUGAGGAAGCAAAGUCUGUCACUUUCCAAUGGGACCGAGAAAACUCUGAAGCGAAGUCCCUUCAAAAAAAGGUUGAGGAAAGUCGACGACAAAUUCGAGCAAUCCAGAGAAAGUUGACGACGGCCCAUUUCAGAGAGAAAGCACAACAGGACGAAGCAGAAAAAUUUGAUAGGUUAGCCAAACUCGAAAAAGAAUACAUGUUCAAAUCGGAAGUGUUCCAAGAUCAUCAACAAAAACUGAAGGAGGAUCGGGAUAGAAACAGGAAGAUGUCGAUGGACGCACGAGCAAACAUUCGAAGAAAUAAGCGUGAAGGGAAAGAAUUCCUAGAGGCCAUGAAGCUCGAAGAGGACCAAGCCAUGUACGAGGUUCGUGCAGAUUUGCACCGGGCUCGAAUGGAAACAAAGAGAGCGAACRCAGAGAAGCGACGAAUGAGUUUCCAAUUUCGCGCUGGUGACGCUAGGAAAAUUAGAGAGAUGAGGUCAGUAUGGARAGGAAAGGAGCUUCAUGAGCAGCAUAUCGGGCACGAACUUACCCGUGGAGCAGCCAAAGAUGUCGAAAAUUACAAGAAGCGCAUGAAAAAGGCAGAAUGUGACGACUUCAAGCAAAGAAAUCUUGAUGCUCAUAAAUUUCGACAACGGCAAAAGGAACAGAGGUAUCAAGCGUAUUUGGCUGAGCACAAGAGUUACGAAUUGAAAUGGCAGGGUGAGCGCGAUGCAGAAGCUUAUCGAAAGAAAAUGCAUGAAGAGAGACGAAAGAGUUUAGCCGGGCGCAAYAAGGAAAGUGCGCGACAUGCAAAUGUGAUGGAAGAACUUCGAAACAUAGCGAAAGAAAAGGAAGCCGAAUCUUAUAUGCUUAAAUUUGAUGCUGAMAACGAUGUGAAGACUUAUGUUGCUAAGCUUGCUGAAGAACGACGAAAGUCWUUGCAACUCCGUGGUGAAGAAGCAAGAAAGCGUCGUCAGUAUGAAGAUGAACAGCAUUCGAAAGCAAUUGAAAGUGCAUUYAUAGAGAGUGCUCUCCAGUCUGAUUGUAAGUUUUUUGUGAGCCAUCGUUGAAUUUCUUAUCAAAGAAUUUUUUCAAUUGAACUUCGCAAACGCCCUCAACAAUACUCUCAAUCUGUUUGUCAUCAACCCAUUUGUAGGUCAAAAGGAUUUAGAGAAAUACGAAGCAGANAACUUUGGCUUAGUUAUCGACCCUUAUGCAGUAUGUUAUCAUGUAAUGAAAGACAACAGGGGUCACUCGAAGUUCUUUGACCGAUUGCAUCAUAUCAAGAAGCUGGGGAUUGGGACUAAUCGGGAAGCUAUAGUGAUGCAUGGCUUCAAUAGUCCUAUCCCAGAACUAUUCGAUGAUUCAGGGGAUCGUCAGAGCUCUCCGUAUACGUCAUCCUUUAGCAAGUUUCCUACUCAUAAGGACUGGGUUGAUAAAGGAAAGAAACAAAUACCAACAGGAAUUACAUUGGUGAGAUCCCAGCUCAACAUACACGCUGACAACUUCCUAAGGCCAGGGAGCAGGGUUCACACUGUUUGCAAGCUCUCCAUCUCCGAGUCCUGUGCAGCUAUGGAAAAAUUCUGUACUUGGCUCAACAACUCGCAUAAUAAUCUAGUGACUUACGGGAUGUCAAAAGACAAAGCUUGGAUCCUCACCACAAAACUUGGUGAAAGAGUUUUUCGAGAACUGUUUGCAGUCCGAUCUGGUGUUGCGGAUGGGUUUAAUGUGUGUGGAGAAGACACUUCGAAGCUUGAUAUAGCCGCAAACAUCUGGUUCUAUGUCCCUAAAACACUGGAUGUCCUCAAAGAGUUUGUUGAUGCAGACUUUGGAGAUCAUGAGUCUAUUGCGGGAGAGUACAUCCACUUCUUGGUUCAUAACACAAACUCUGCCGAGGUGACUACUUUUCAGUCAGACGUGAAUGAGGUUAAAGACUUGCUAAACACAUCCAAAAAGCACUGGGACAAGGAGUUCAAAUCAGUAAAAUCAGCCUUCGACAGUGCAAACAAAGCAGCUACAACAUACAAUAAUAAACUCACCGAACACACCAAGAAAAUCAAGGAAUGGGCUUCUGGACAGUUUGCCUCGAAAUGACGGUGGCGGGAUAAGCAAGUAACCUUUGUAGAAAAACAGUUAUUGCCUCUAUCCCAAAGAUUAGAACUGAUCGAUGAAACGAUUCACAAUGCCACCGGGCCUAGGGUGUUUAAGCACGGAUGU